AAUGGCCACCUGGUUUUACUCGCAUAAUAUACUAGCUUAGCAGAAUCUAAACAUGGCAGAUAUUUCAGACAAUAAUAUUGUUAUAGUCACAGAAAAUGCUUUAGACAAACAUUACGAAUAUUUAAAAGACCCGUCAUCUUAUAAAGUCUACAAACAACGAUGGUUUCUUCUUUUUAUUAUAGCAGUAAUUAAUUUUACAAAUGCUUUGAUAUGGAUUAUGUUUUCACCAGUUACAGACCAAACAUCUGCCUAUUAUAAAAUAUCCUUUAUGGAUGUUAAUUGGUUAUCACUUGUUUAUCUUGUGGUGUCCAUACCUUGUGGAUUUUUUGCAUCAUGGAUGCUGGACACAUUAGGACUCCGUGCUAGUAUAAUACUUGCAGCUUGGCUUAACCUAAUAGGAUCAGCACUAAGAAAUCUUACAGUUGAUGACCUAGACUUCAUUCACCUCCCACAAGGCAGUCGUUUUCCUGUCCUAAUAAGUGGCCAGGUAGUUGCAGCUUGUGGCCAGACCUUUAUCAUGUUCACACCUGCUAAGGUGGCAGCUUUGUGGUUUGGAGAUAAUCAAAGAGCCAUAGCCACCACCAUUGCAACACUUUCCAAUCCUCUGGGAAUUCUAGCAGCCAAUAUUUUAUCACCAGCAAUUGUCAAAAAGCCACAAGACAUUUCCAUUAUGCUUUGGGUAUGCAGUGGAAUAAGUCUGUUUGGGGCACUACUAUCUUCCUUCUGUGUUCGGAGCUCUGUUCCACCAACACCACCCAGUCCUAGUGCUGCUUCUCAGUCAGAACCAUUUUUCAUUGGCAUUAAGAAGCUUCGAAAUAACCGUGCCUUUUGGUUGCUAUCUCUGUCAAUGGGAGGAGGACUUGCUCUGUUUACAGCUAACACAACAUUCUUGGAGCAGAUUUUAUGUCCACAAAAUUAUGAUAAUAAUUUUGCUGGACUGUGUGGGGCUUUGAUGAUAGGUCUUGGCGCUGUUGGUGCUUUUAUUGCUGGGUUUAUUGCUGACAAGACAAAGAAAUUCGCUGAAGUUACCAAAAUUGGUUUCUGCCUUAGCACACUGUGUGGAAUUGCAUUUGCUCAGUUGGCAAGACUACGUGGACAGGCUAUUGCAACUGCUACAAGUAUAACAAUGUUUGGCUUUUUUGGAUUUGCUGUGUACCCAACAUCUCUGGAGCUAGCAGUGGAGUUGACUUAUCCAGUUGCUGAAGCUACUAGUACUGGAAUCAUUUUCCUUUCAGGGCAAAUUCAAGGCAUCAUUUUGAUGCUGGUAGCUCAGUACACAGCUCAGCCUUUGACUGCCCAUGCCAGUACUCUGCCUAUGGCUUGCCCUAAUAGUGAUGAAUUUGAACCACAGGACUGGACCAUACCCAAUUUAAUUUGCAAUGGAUUGGGUGUGGUGUAUUGCAUGGUGAUAGUCCUUUUAUUCCAAGCUGACUACAGGCGCAUGCGGGCUGAAGAUAAAAUAAAAGCAUCCUGUACACUACAAGGAAAAAUGGAAAGUCCGGUGAAUCAAUAACUACUUUAAAAUCUAGUCAUUCAUUUUUAAAAGGUGUUUAAUUUCUUGUUUUUCAACAAUAUUUUGUGUAUUUGAUGGAACAUUAUGUUUACACAAUAUUAGUUUAUUUACAAAACUGAAUGACAAGCCACAACAUUGAGUUAUAAUUUAUGCCAGUAUUAAAUAUAAGUUUUGAAUUUAGCUUAUUCUUAUACUAAUUAAUUUAUUGUAAAUAGUGUUUAAAGUUUUAUGUAAUAUUAUCUUCCUAUAUAGAAAUAUACAAUUUUAAAAUGUUGUAAAUUAAAUUAUUCAGAAAGUGCCAUAUUUAUGUCUGCUUUGGUAUGUCAUAAUGUUUUUUUUUCCAAAUACAGUCCAUUUUCAUUAAAUUUAUGACAAAUAGUAUUUGAUUUUUUAAAUGAGGUAUUUAUAACUUUGAAAUGAUCUCCACAAUUAUCAUUGUAUUUUAAUCUCCCUACCUCCCCUGGUUAACUGCCUCCAAGUCAAUUUUCUUUUCCUGAUCAACUUUCUUCUGAUCAACGUUCUUCUGGUCAAUCUUCUCCAUCUGGUCAAUCUUCUCCUCCUAGUCAACCUUCUCCUCCUGGUCAAUUUUCUCCUCCUAGCCAACCUUUGAUAGCGUAAUUUCUUCUAAAUGGUGAACAAACUUAAUAUAAAACUGUUCAAAAACUAACUUACAGAGAUCAUGGCAGAUGAAUUAGGAACCUUAUAGACAGUAGAAAAUGUAAAUGCUUGACUGUUUGUGUGAAGGAAUUGAAGAAUUUACAGUUCUUUUUAUGCUGACUUGUUAAUGUUAUGUUUUAUACUUAUAAGUUUAAUUGUUGUAUAUUUAUAAAUAUUAUAAAAAUUGUGAUCUUUAAUUUUCUUUCUGAUUCUGAAAAAUCAUUUUGAAUAAUUUAAAUUUAUGAACUUUUCAAGACUGAUUGUAAAUUAAGUAAGGCCCAUAUCCGUUUUAAAAUAUAUUUAUCUCCUUUUGUGCUUGUCAUUUGUGUACAUUAUUGUACUCUUGUGUUUUCAGAAACCAGCAAUAAUUUCUGAUGAUCAAAUAAACACAAAACAAGACAUUGGUGUUGAGUAGCAAGUCUAAUAGCUCUCACAACUAAGGUCUUACUGUAGUACAUCAGAGAGUUGAGUUUUAUGGCCUCAUUUCUUUUUCAUACACUACCCUUGUUAUACAUUCCUGGUAAUCACAGUUUGACCCUCCAUUACUGUUCCUUCCUCACCUUUGGCUCUAACAAAUAACUCAGGUGUAAAGACUCAUUUUAUCCUUAAGGGUCAUGUAUAUGAAUUUUAGUGAACUUGUUAUCCUUUUGUAAUGAAAGCCUUAAUAGAUUUAUGACAUCUCCAAGCAAGUUUUCUGCAUCAAGAGGAAAGUCAUGUUUUGCACUUUAAUCCUAUUACAAUUAUAUUGUAAUUUGCACUCACAUACAGACCAGUCUAGGAUAAAAUGAAUUCAAUAUUUAAAAUAUUUGUUUUUAAUAUUAACUUUUGUAAAUGUUAACAAUUUAAUGUUGUCUUUAAAAGUUGUAAAUAUUGUUAUCUAGUUUUAAAAAAUUACUGCUAUGUUAGGCCUGGGUUGUGCAUAUAUGUAAACAAUGUACUAUGGCCGCUGCCACUGGUUUAUUUUUCUUUUAUUGGGAAUGAGUCAGAUUAUUUAUCAGUCUUUACAAGUCUUGAUUAUAUUUUUAGUUUUUUAUAUUGACAUUAAAUGCUCUUUGGUGAGUGUAGUAAUAUUAAUUGCUGCAAAUGAUAUGCAGCUGACUGUAAAAAUUCAAAAAGUAAAUAAGCAGCAGAGCAUUUGAAAGCAUUCAUAAUUUAUAUAUAUACACACACAUAUAUCAUACAUACAGUUAGGAACACUUCAGUCAUCUUACUGUGUGAGAUUUAUGUUAUAAUUAAGUGCCUCAAUUAGUAUUUAUUUGAGAAGUUGUUAUAGGAAAUUGUAUUUUACACAUGUUUUAACAAAUAAACUUUUACUUUGUUCAUAAAAUGUAUGCUAUAUACUUAUUAGAUAAUACCUUAUAAAAAUGUAUCAUUCUAUGUAAUGUUUAAUGUAAAAAUAUUUUCUUGCAAUGUGCACUAAUUUUUUUAGUCCUACAUUAUUAAGCUGAACAUCUUUUAAUAACUUUAUAAUUGUGUUAAUUGCUGAAUGGAUUGAUUGCAUUCAGAAAUCAAGUCUAUUUUUACAU
Molecule: messenger RNA, 3696 nt
Organism: Physella acuta
Lineage: Eukaryota; Metazoa; Mollusca; Gastropoda; Physidae
Product: solute carrier family 49 member A3
Biological process (GO): transmembrane transport
Cellular component (GO): membrane
Molecular function (GO): transmembrane transporter activity
Source: RefSeq, a predicted model, not a curated record